AUCAUGUUCCCCUUAUAUAAUGCCCGAAAGGGCCUUUAUGGUUAAAAUAAAUAACUACAUAGUGUUGCAAGCCAGGUUGUCUUCGACUUCUUCAAUUGACAUACAAUGCAUAAUUUACAACAAACUUGUCACUCUUUUUGCAUUCAUUUUCCAGAUCUUUAUGACGGAGGACCGUACAGAGAUGGCAACGCCGGCAGCCAUAUUCGAACCCACGAUCACUGAGGAAACGACGACGUCGAAAUUAAAGCGAAAGUACAAAGAGUCACCAUUCAUGGUGUUUGGUCUUACCGGCUGCCUCUGCGCCUGUGCUUACGGGGCCUACAUGUACAGGAGGCGCAAGUUCUUCGACACAUCCGUCUACAUGAUGCAGCUGCGAGUGGCUGCCCAAGGCACGGUGGUCGGCUUCCUGACCCUCGGCGUCUCGUACAGCCUGGUCCAGAGAUACCUCCACCGGAAUCAGGAUUCUGAUGAAGACGGGACCAGAUAAUAACCCAGAGACUAGCACACUUGUGGAGGCAACACGCCCAGAUAGCUAGGCAGAAACUUGCUGGCACCGGCGAAAUGUCUAUGCUGAUUGCAAGUUUGUCUGCUUCUUGAGCUGGGGUUGCGGUGACGUCAAAACGCCGAGCUCUGAUUGGCUCCAAUUGGAAAACACGUGGGUAGAUCCCAAGGCAGCUAGCAUUGGGGUCUACCCACUAUUCCUCCAUUGGAGCGAAUCAAAGCUCGGUGUUUGGACGUCAGUGCAACCCCUGCGCAAGAAGCGGACAAACUUGCGAUAUGCAUUACACCGUGUACAAGCUGCGUUGAAGUGCAGGCAUCUCACUAUUCUGGCAUGUUUUGCUUUUGCUGUCUGGUUGCCUUCAGAUAGAAAAAUUUAUUUUGUAAUUGUUUUAUGAAAAAGGGCUUUAGAAACAGAUUUUUGUUUGUUAAAAUACUAGAAUAUUUUGGAGCAGCAGUGGCCGGAUAGGCAUUUGAUACCUGGAUUAAAUUAGUCUAAUUUACCAGUACUGCGUUCAUUGCUUAUAAUCACUGGCCACGAGGUGCCAACUGUGUCGCCUACUGUUAAUGGAUGAUGAGAGACCGCUGGGAGUUAUACCUUUGGGACGACUAACACCAAGUUUGUGUGCGUCUGUGGGUGGGCAGGUACGGAUAGGCUCAUGUCAUACUUGCUGAAAUGCUGAUUUACUUAUAAAUUAAAGACGAUGUGGAUAUGAAGUUUAACUCGAAAUUUUAUUUUGCAUCCUAACUAAUGCUAUGUUUUCACUGUUUUGUGGAUCCCUCAAGAUAUAACUUUUUGUGUUGACUUUUAAGCUUUCUUGUGCAGCAAUCUUCUUUUUCUUCUGAGGUACGGAAAGAGUUUUCUGGGUACAACUGACCAAUAAAUGUGCAUAAUUGGCAGUAUUUAUCUGUCAAAAAUUUUGUGAAGGUGUAGAGUUGAUUUCUGCAGUGUAAAACAACAUGCAUGUGUUCUUUUCGAGAAAAAAAAAAAAAGAGUACUGACAGUGUAAAGUGAAUGUAGUGCCCUUGUUUGGUUUUUAAAUGGACACAUUUUUAUUAUUACACAUGCAAAAGCUUGUAAUGAGAAAUGUCGUACACAGACAUGACGGAUACUGGCAGUUGUGAUAAUUGGGAUUUGUUCAUGUAUAAAGUUUUUAAAUCCUGUUACUACAAAUUCUUUGUUAAGUUGUGAAUUCUGUUUAUGUAGCUCUGCUGCAAUAGCUAAUGGCGAUUCCUGCUCGCAGUCUACUACAAUCAUUAGUGUUACUGUCGCCAUGUUACAAAAGUAUUUUCACUGUGCCUAGGUAUAUUGUUUUUCUUUUCAUAAUAGUUAACUCGAUACUGCAUAGUAUGGUGUUAUUCUGCUGAACCAGGCAAAGCAAACUGAUUACUCGGGUUUUUUGUCGGGUCAUGAAUAUGUAAAAUUUUGCUUGAAACACCAAUGAAGCGAGAAAAUGAACUAUUUAUUUUAAUAAAUGUUUCAAAGUUCCAGUUUA
This is a messenger RNA of Ixodes scapularis (black-legged tick), 1994 nucleotides long. Its product is annotated as HIG1 domain family member 1A, mitochondrial-like. NCBI's taxonomy places the organism in Eukaryota, Metazoa, Arthropoda, Arachnida, Ixodida, Ixodidae. Gene Ontology annotation, cellular component: mitochondrion. The coding region runs from base 20 to 487 and encodes 155 amino acids. Gene Ontology annotation, biological process: mitochondrial respirasome assembly. The record is from RefSeq and is a predicted model, not a curated record. The transcript has 2 exons.